Messenger RNA from Batrachochytrium dendrobatidis JAM81, 288 nucleotides. Its product is annotated as negative cofactor 2 transcription regulator complex subunit BUR6. NCBI's taxonomy places the organism in Eukaryota, Fungi, Chytridiomycota, Chytridiomycetes, Rhizophydiales. Gene Ontology annotation, cellular component: negative cofactor 2 complex; nucleus. Gene Ontology annotation, molecular function: RNA polymerase II general transcription initiation factor activity; protein heterodimerization activity; core promoter sequence-specific DNA binding. The annotation marks the transcript as partial. The transcript has 3 exons. The record is from RefSeq and is a predicted model, not a curated record. Gene Ontology annotation, biological process: transcription by RNA polymerase II.
GCUAGAAUCAAGAAGAUUAUGCGCUCAGAUGAUGAUGUCGGCAAGGUUGCACAAGUCACUCCUUUAUUAAUAUCUAAAGCGCUGGAAUGCUUUCUUUCCAGCAUGGUCGAGGCCACACUUGUAGAAACCAAGGCUAGAAAUGCAAAAAAGAUGACAUCAGCACAUGUCAAGAGAACCAUUGUGAGUCAAGAAAAGUUCGAUUUCCUCAAGGAUCUUGUAGAAAAUAUUGCAGAUCCAAUUGAUGAACCCACAGAUACAGGAGCAGAGCCUGUUCGUGGAAAAGGUCGU